ACAAGUUUGCCACUUCAGAGUCACUCAAUUCUUCAUCCAAGCUAUCAUCGCUCCAAGUUGUCACUAGAGCUUUCUUAUUCCUCUUUUCUUUUCCUUUGAAUCUCUUUCCACCAUUUAAGGGGCAAUCAUGCUUGAUAUGUCCAAGUUUUUUACAUCGGUAACAAGUGAUCUUGUCUUUUUAACCCUUGUUGAAACCAUCUUGUGGUUUAAAGCAACUUUUCUGAGGAAAUUGAGGAAAGAAAAAAGGAAUAUUAAUACAAGAAUACUGAACUCCAUAUUUCAACAAUGGGGAGUUUUAGCAAACACUGAAUGGAACAUAAGCGGUGAGCUUUGCAGCGGAGUCGCCUUAAACGCCACUGUCUUCGACAUCGACACUUACAACCCCAUCAUCAUAUGCGAAUGCGACAACUCCACUUGCCACAUCACUCAACUAUGCCGUUUUAACAGGAAAGUUUAUGGCUUGAGCGUUGUAGGUGUGAUUCCAGAUGAACUCUGGAAUUUAACUCACCUCACCAAGCUGGAUUUGCGUCAAAAUCAUUUGACUGGUCCCCUAUCUGCAUCUAUUGGCAAUCUAACUCAAAUGCAAUAUCUGGGAGUUGGCGUUAAUGCUUUAUCUGGCAAGGUUCCGAAGGAACUUGGAUUGCUUACUAAUUUAAGAUCGUUGUCAAUUAGUGCAAAUAACUUCUCUGGUCCUUUGCCACCUGAGCUUGGGAAUUGUUUGAGAUUGGAAAAACUUUACAUCGGUAGCUCUGGAGUUAGUGGUGACAUUCCUUCGACAUUUGCUAGGCUACAAAAUCUAACUACACUAUGGGCAUAUGACAUUCAACUCACAGGCAGGAUACCUGACUUUAUUGGGAAUUGGUCAAAACUUACUAUUUUGAGGUUUCAAGGAAAUUCUUUCGAUGGUCCAAUACCUCCAACCUUUGCUAAUCUAACUUCAAUGGAAGAAUUGAGGAUUAAUGGUUUGUCUAAUGGAAGUUCUACGCUAGAAUUUAUUAAGAAUAUGAAGUCCUUAAGCAUCUUAGAAUUAAGGAACAGUAACAUUUUUGACACAAUUCCAUUAAAUAUUGGAGAACACCAGAGUUUGAAACAGCUGUAAGUAAUUGUCAUUUGAUGGUUUCCAAGUUAAAUAUAAUUUAGGCCAGUGAUGAACCUAGUUGAUGUGGUUUUUCUUUGAGUCAAUUGAACUUUGAAUUGGGUUGUAGACUAUUUGAUUCAUCAUUUCUAACUUGAUAGCAAAACACCUUGUAGAAGACCAUUUAUAAUGUUUAUAAAAUGAAAUAUUUAAC
Messenger RNA from Rubroshorea leprosula, 1289 nucleotides. NCBI's taxonomy places the organism in Eukaryota, Viridiplantae, Streptophyta, Magnoliopsida, Malvales, Dipterocarpaceae. The record is from the annotation of a GenBank genome assembly.